AUGGACCUUGCUCACUCCGGUGACACAGUACCCCCGGUGCCCAAGCUACGCAAAUCUGAGGAUAUGGUCUGGAAGGCGGCGGAGCAACUUGUUGGGCAUAAAGACUCACAGGAGAAUGGGACUUGUGCUCCACUGAUUCCCCUUCACAACGCAACUGCUGAGGAUCUUGACACAGAUGAGCUUAUCCGCCAGGCCGAAGGCUCAGCGCCAGAAGUGACCCUUGACGAUCUUGAGCACACGGAGGCCGAAGCUAGCAUAUUCCACCAGUGCUUGGUUCAUUGUAUCAUGCGUAUUGCAGUGCAAUAUGGUAGAGCUGGGCUAGGCCGACUUGCAGGAGAAGUGUCAGCAUGUUCACCCACCACGGAAUCAAAAAUUGAAGUUUAUACCACCGAGUUUCACCCCCUGCCUGCGAUGAACAUAGACGAGUCCUCGACAAUAGGGAAUGCUGAUGUGAUCAUGGAGGUUCUACAGGAGCUCCAUAUCGAUACAUCUUCCCCAUCUUUCUAUGGCUCCGCAAAGCUGAUUGCGGGUAACCAGCUAUCUCUGGUUCGUGAUCGAGCACUGGAGGUAGCGCGUGCGGGGAAUGAGGGUAGUGCAGAAGCGCUGCGGUGGGCCUGCUGGGUUCCGGGCCUAUUUCACUACAAGAUGGCUGCGACUAAUGGGAUGAUGCUAACACACCUUGGCUUGUCUAACCACGACUUAUCAAAUCCCGCCUCUCUCGCCGCACACAAUGCUGUCCUCGAGCGGAAACACAUCACGGUGUCGUCGCUGCCACCUUUCCGCAAACCCUCACUCGAAAAGCUGGCAGACGGUGUGACACUGCGGGAGCUAAAGCGUUACGCGGAGGCGGUGGUGUCCGCAUACGCAAACAGCCAAACAGUGGAAGAUCUCCGUGAUGCUCGCGACGAGAACUUAUGCCCACCCUUUCAUGGAACAAAGGCUGCACGAGGAGACAUGGUGUUUGAGAAUGCCAUUCUCUUCCUUCGCGACGCCCUCAUUCUGCGCGAGUUCACUGAUGCCGUGAAGGCAGGCGACUCGGGCCGUGUCCUCCUUGUCCUCAAGAUAUGGGUGUUUAUCUACCGUGGGGCGGUGCGGGCUAAAUAUGCGUACGAGACCCUCAAUCUCAUCCAUAAUCUGCAAAGAGUAUGUCCAAAGCGUUUAAAACGUGUUAUUAUGAAUAAUUGGUUGGUUAACCCAACUGGUGUACCCAACGCAUUUGUGGAAGUCGACCUACUGCAGGAACACCUUAACUACUGGGUAAAGAUAUUUUGUCGCGCUCACGGAUCAAACGCGUCAUGGGAGUGGCUCGAAGUCGUCGCUCCAUGCGUCAAUGUCCUUCGCAAGCUAUCGAACAAGAUAAAUGCGGCCCUUGGCUCAAAACAAGGAAAUCACCACGCAGCGGCUGACCUCAGCGCGGACAUCACUACGUGA
This is a messenger RNA of Coniophora puteana RWD-64-598 SS2, 1431 nucleotides long. RefSeq lists its product as uncharacterized. Bases 1 to 1431 code for a protein of 476 amino acids. The transcript is spliced from 6 exons. NCBI's taxonomy places the organism in Eukaryota, Fungi, Basidiomycota, Agaricomycetes, Boletales, Coniophoraceae. The record is from RefSeq and is a predicted model, not a curated record.